Molecule: messenger RNA, 4443 nt
Organism: Eublepharis macularius
Lineage: Eukaryota; Metazoa; Chordata; Lepidosauria; Squamata; Eublepharidae
Gene: NUP58
Product: nucleoporin 58
Exons: 16
Coding region: 190-1995 (601 amino acids)
Biological process (GO): nucleocytoplasmic transport
Cellular component (GO): nuclear pore
Molecular function (GO): structural constituent of nuclear pore
Source: RefSeq, a predicted model, not a curated record
CAGGCGCGGCGCUUCUGACGCCGCAGCGGAACCUCCGGGGUUGAUUCAAAGUUUCCGCCCGGGAGAAGUGCGGGGACCGGACGGCCCCCUCCCGCCUGUGGAGGGGGAGCCCGCGCCUGAGGAGCAAGGCCUCGUGCCGUGCGGAGCCCGCGCUCGCCUGACGGGGCUUCCUUCGCCGCCGCCAUCGCCAUGUCGACGGGCUUCUCCUUCGGAGCCGGCACUCUGGUGACGGCUGCAGCGGCCGCUGCUGGGACCGGAGGAGGGGGCGGCGGAGGCGGUUUCUCCUUCGGGGCCGCCGCUCCGAGUUCGACGGGAGGACUUAAUUUUGGGACCCUGGGCUCAACAGCUGGCCCAGCUGCUACAACAACAGGUUCUUCUGUAGGCUUUGGAACUGGACUCUUUAGCACAAAACCUGCCACUAGUUUUACACUGGGAGGAACAAAUGCAGGAACAGCAACAACCAUUGCUACUGGAUUGUCACUCGGUACACCUGCUACUACUUCUGCCUCUACUGCAGGCUUUAGUUUAGGAUUUAACAAACCUGCAGGAUCAGCCACACCAUUUGCUUUGCCUGUCACUUCUACCUCUGCUGGCCUUUCACUUUCUUCUGCUCUAACAUCAACUCCUGCAGCAGGGUCCUCUGGUUUUACAUUGAACUUGGGAGGCACAGCUGCUCCCACCUCAACUGUAUCUACAGGCCUUUCUCUAGGAGGAGCCUUAGCUGGAUUAGGAGGGACACUCUUUCCAAAUGCAAGCACAGCGGCAACAGGUCUUGGACAGAAUGCUUUGGGUUUGACUUUGGGGGCAGCUGCAGCACCAGCCACUACCAUUAAUGAAGGUCUUGGUGGCAUAGAUUUCAGCAGUUCUUCAGAUAAAAAGAGUGACAAAACAGGAAUUAGGCCAGAGGAUAGUAAGGCACUUAAAGAUGAAAAUCUACCUCCAGUAAUCUGCCAAGAUGUGGAAAAUCUCCAGAAGUUUGUAAAAGAACAAAAACAAGUCCAGGAGGAAAUCAGUCGAAUGUCUUCCAAAGCAAUGCUUAAAGUGCAGGAGGAUAUUAAAGCUUUGAAACAGCUUUUAUCAGUGGCUGCCAGUGGAUUACAGAGGAACACUCUUAACAUUGAUAAACUGAAAGUGGAAACUGCUCAGGAACUUAAAAAUGCUGAAAUAGCAUUAAGAACGCAAAAAACACCUCCUGGUCUUCAGCAUGAAAACACAGCACCAGCCGAUUACUUCAGGAGCUUGGUCGAACAAUUUGAAGUACAACUGCAACAGUACAGACAACAGAUUGAAGAGCUGGAAAAUCAUCUUGCUACUCAGGCAAAUAAUUCACAUAUAACUCCACAAGACUUAUCUAUGGCUAUGCAGAAAAUUUAUCAAACAUUUGUAGCUCUAGCUGCACAACUUCAGUCAGUACACGAAAAUGUGAAGAUGCUCAAAGACCAGUAUCUUGGUUAUAGAAAAACCUUUCUGGGAGAUGCUGUGGAUGUUUUUGAGGCAAGGCGAGCAGAAGCCAAGAAGUGGCAGACCGCCCCACGUGUUACAACUGGACCUACUCCUUUCAGCAACCUACCAAAUGCAGCAGCUGUUGCCAUGGCUGCAACACUUACACAGCAGCAACAGCCUGCUACAGGGCCACAGCCGUCUCUGGGAGUUAGUUUUGGAACACCAUUCGGUUCAGGUAUUGGCACUGGCUUGCAAUCAAGUGGCUUAGGCUCUUCAAGCCUUGGAGGGUUUGGAAGUAGCUCUGGUUUUGGAAGCAGUGCUACAGGUGCAUCGUCUUUUGGAUUUGGAACGGCAAAUAAGCCUUCAGGAAGCCUUAGUGCAGGCUUUGGCAGUUCAAGCACAUCUGGGUUUAACUUCAGCAAUCCUGGCAUCACAGCAUCUGCUGGCCUGACAUUUGGGGUGUCCAAUCCAGCCUCCGCAAGCUUUGGUACAGGAGGACAACUUCUUCAACUGAAGAAACCCCCAGCUGGAAACAAGAGGGGGAAAAGAUAAACGUGAAGGGCGAUGCAAGGGAGGGCUGGGGCAGAGAGAAGGGGCGCUGCGUUCACAUGGCUCGUUGUGAGAAAAUCUAUUUUUUUAAGCUGAUAAAAUAGAUGCUCCGCAUCUUGGAGAUUUAUAACAUUUUGCUACUUCUCCCUGUCCUGGAUUAUAAAACGUAAUUGUAAUAAACAGCUAUUUUCUUGUGAAUCGAAGCCCAAUUUUUUGUCUUAGAUUUAGAUAUGUAUUUCAUGAUUAAAGAAUCCUGUAAAUUCAUAUAUUUAACCUCAUAUUAGUAGCAGAAUAUUUUGUCAAGCUUUAAACCAUAUAGAAAAAUACGUAUUUGGAGGGUUUUUUAAUAGAUUAAAGUAUAUUCUAGUAGAAUUGCUUGAGCCCAUAUCUUCUGUUUCUUGAUAUGGCCUUUUAAAAUCAUCAGGAUGGUUUUGUGUAUAUGUAUGUAAAUAUAUACAGUACAAAUACACAGUUGCGUGCACAUACUGAUUCAUAGAAUGCAUUUCAACCUUUUCUCAUAAGGCAAAGGAUUAUCUCAGAUGCGAUGCCCACAGAUCGUUCCACUGUGUGUGGAGGAGAGCGAGAUCAAUGCUUUGCUGCCCUGCCUAGUCAUUUCCACUGCCCCACCUCCAUUAUCACGGGGUAUAAUGUUUUGGUGCAGCUACAUGUCUACAACCAAUGCACCUAGACUCAGAAUGCAUAUCCAGUUACCUGGUUUUAUAUGGCUGCUAGCCCCUUUGAAAUUGCGCCUGCAUGAGUGGGCCCUUUGGGACGUUAUUCCCUCAAGUGAAUGUCAAAGGUGUGGCAGGAAUGCUGCGUGAAGAGGGAAGUAUGAUUUGCUCUUCUUAUCCCUGUACCCUAUCGUGAACAAGAGUGGUCCGUGGGCAUAUCCUAAAUAAAUGUUUCCAAGUUUAGUUUUGGUUCUCAGUGGUUCUCUCUCUCUUUCUCUCUCUCUCUCUCUCUCACACACACACACUCAACUGUGUUAGCUUAUCAAACUCCAGUUGUUAAAUUCAUUAAUGCAUGUGUUUUCAGAUCAUACGACAUAGCAAGUUGUCUUAUCUAUCAUUUUCCCAUUUCUGUUUUGUUCCCAUUCAGUGCGUUAGACUGUGUGUUCACAGUUAACGUACUCAAAGUAAUUGGUGAGCUGUGACGGUGUGUUUUCAGCUGCAAGGUUUCAAAAAGAAACCAUGGUUUUGGAGAGCAGACAGCUGAUUUGUGCAUUCGGAAAUAGCCCCAAUCUGCACAAAUAACGCACAGGAGUGGCUAUGCUUGUGUCAUCAGCAUAACAGAAGAGUACUGCGGAAAGGGCAUAGUGGAAGCUUUUAGAAGCAGAGUGCACUGAGAAUGAGGAAACCUCUGCUCAUGAAAAUCUUUUCCAACCUUGUACUAUGCACAUAAAACAGUGCACAAAAUAAAUUAGUUCAGACGGAGGUUAUUUCAGAACAAAUUAUAAUCUGCUUUGUUUUAGAGCUUUCAUUUCCAGUAUAGAGGAAGAAGCUUGUGCUAUUCUGAGAUAACUAUCAACUCCAAAACGUGGUGCUUGCUGAUGCUCAAAAGACAGCAGACACAAUAAGUAGCUACAAAGUGUAGAACGAGGCCAUAUACUAAGAGUGAAUUAUGGGACCCAGUUGUAAUUACAGUCUUGCAUGAGAGUUCAAGUGACGGUGCCCUUGAAUGUUGAAACUCUGUCUCCUGGUCAGUAAAACAAGCAAUGGGAACGUUUGUUUCUUUAAACUAGGGGCUGCUGUCGACACCGAUCCCAUUAAUUUCAGCGGGGCUUUUGCUAGGCUGUCUUUCAGGGGUAGGCUGUUAAUCAGCUUAUCUCAUUACUGCCGCAUGUCUCUUUGUGGAACUACACUGAGGUCUAAUCUCUUUAUGUAGAAACUAUUUUGUACAUAGUCCAAGGAAAUAUUUGCAGUUCUCAUGUAGGCACCUUUAAAAACAAAUAGUGUAAUGUACAUAUUUUGGUUUUGCAGUUGUCUGGUUUCAGUUGUUGAGAAUUAUUUUUGUAAGUUCUGGCUGUUUAUAUCUUCAUAUGUAAUGAAUAAUCUGGCAGAUGUGAGAGCCUUGAAUGUGAUAUGUUCAGAAACAAGGUGGAAAUAGCUUACUUUAGUACAAGACUUUUCACCUUUUGACACAUGUAUUAGCAGAGUACGAAGAAUAAUCCAUUUUCUUUUUUUAAAGGAAGAAUGUAGAGUUUUUAAGCCUAAUGAUAUUAAGAAAAGCUUAACACCCAAUUUUGUUUUGAAUUAGUGUUGGGCUUGUGUUAGGCUUCAGUUUAAAGAAACACCUGGCAUAUGCGUGUUUCUGCUUUUUUACAAAAUUACAUUGUUGAACCACUGAAUUUCCUUGCUGUAUAUAAUUUGUGAACCUAUUUUUUUAACUGUUGCUGUCUUUGUCCAUAUGUGCUGCUUUCUGUUCCAUAAAUAAAAAAAGUGAUUGAAGUGA